Messenger RNA from Aricia agestis (brown argus), 1337 nucleotides. RefSeq lists its product as uncharacterized. NCBI's taxonomy places the organism in Eukaryota, Metazoa, Arthropoda, Insecta, Lepidoptera, Lycaenidae. The transcript has 2 exons. Bases 17 to 478 code for a protein of 153 amino acids. The record is from RefSeq and is a predicted model, not a curated record.
CUGAGCGGCUAUCACGAUGAACGCACAACUGCUCGUACUACUUGUGAUCCUUUGCGCCGCCUCCGCGGAGAACCCUGGCAACUCCACGGUCACGGAACCCGAUGAUGGCCGAGUGAAACUGUUCGACAGUGUGUACAUGAAGAUCCCUGAGGAUGGGCGGAGCGUGGUGUCCUUCCAGAUCGAUACGGGAGCAGAUACUGAGACUGGCCGAGGCAAAAAGAAGAAGAUGCUGGAGAAAUUCCUGCCAAUGUUCGUGAUGCCGUUCAUCAUCCAGUCCGCCAUCAUCCCCCUGUUCCUGGGCAUGAUCAAGUUCUUCCUCUUCAAGUCACUGAUGAUCGGGAAGCUGGCGCUGGUGCUCAUCAUCCUCAACUCUUUCCGGAACAGCAACACAUAUCACGGGAGAAACGACGCGGAUCUCGCCAGUCACCAUUACGGGUAUCCAGGCCAUAACAUGGAAAUUGGAUCUAUGUUCAAUUGAUGCAACCUGUGCAGUGAGCUCAAUUUGAGUUUGUCAUGGCGUUGACAUUUCGGGCAAUUUUCUUGCCCAAAUACCAUUAAUAGCCUUUUAGUAUUAUAGUGUAGCAUACGGUGUUAAUAAAGUUGGCAUAUCUCCAAGGAGACACCUUCUCAUCUCCUCUGGACUAGUUUUGGACUAUAAAGUGACAUUGCCACUUGGUGGCUCCGAGAAUUGACGUGACACCUUUUUGAUUGCUCGUAAUCGGAAAACUACGUUAUGCCAAAGGAAGUUGUCGAAUUAUUAGGCAGGACUUUUGCAUUGUGAAUCAGACACCUAGGGAUCAAUUCUUGUGACUCGGUAUCUCGCUUCGAGCGCAGACUGUCACACUCAAACGCGCUUACUUGCUUUUUCCAGUAGCAGCGUUAAGGGGGGCGACGCUGGGCGACCGUCCAGGGCGGUGGAUAAAGAGGGGCGCUGAAGGCAAACAAAAGGGGCGCCAAAUUUUUUCAGGGCUAUCAGCACCCUAGGUGCCGAAGAAAUCUCGCCCAGGGCGCUGGUAGUGCUAAGACCUGCCCUGGCUGUUUAACCCUCGGGGGUUACAGUCUGUGACUAAAGCGACGUUCGCCAUGAACAUCGGAACCCUGGGCGCGUGGACGACAUUAUGCUACAGGCAGAAUAAUCAAUCAAUGACCACGCUGGAGUAAAACAGGUUUACCAUUAAUUAUAAUAUUAACUAGUUUUACUUUUAUUGAAACUUCAGCUUUCACCGAGCAAAUUGCAACCAAUUUUGAUGGUAUUAUAGGUAUUGAUUAAUUAUUGUUAAUUGGUGCAAUCAAAAUCAGUGUUCUGUGUUGCAAGUCAAAUAUUAAUAAUAAUUACC